This is a messenger RNA of Laccaria bicolor S238N-H82, 360 nucleotides long. RefSeq lists its product as uncharacterized. The transcript has 2 exons. The record is from RefSeq and is a predicted model, not a curated record. Lineage: Eukaryota; Fungi; Basidiomycota; Agaricomycetes; Agaricales; Hydnangiaceae. Bases 1 to 360 code for a protein of 119 amino acids.
AUGGACGACGACGCAAACGACAACGACACGUCCACGGCCCAUCACCACCUCCCACAAGGACUCCCCACCACCCGACGGCACAACACAACGACACGAGACGACAACGGCAUAACGACAACGGUACGCACAGACAACACAAUGAGACACAACGGCGACGAGGACCACCCAGCAACGGCAACGACGGCCCAGCACGACCCCCCCCAGCAACGGCAACGACGGCCCAGCACCACCACCCAAUGGCACGAACCACAACCACAUACAAACAGACGACGCCGACGACACACCACGUCGACGACGACACGACACACCAUGUCGACGACGACGACGACACACAACAACAACGACAACACAACGACAUGA